GGUUUCACGGACCACCUUCGUAAGGCCCUCGCUGCUGCCAAUAUCACUACCUUCUUAGGAGCUGAAGAGGUUGAAACCGGAGAAGAUCUGAAACCAGAAUUGGUGAGAGCGAUUAGAGAAUCUAGGGCUUCUAUUAUCGUGUUGUCCCAGAACUAUCCUAAUUCGUCAUGGUGCCUUGAUGAAUUGGUACUCAUCCUUGAGCAACGGAGGAUAUCCAACCAAAUUGUUAUCCGGAUCUUUUAUCAUGUUGAGCCCUACCAUGUCAGGAAGCAACAAAGUAGCUUCGGUGAUGCAAUGGCUAAACAUAGACAAACUAUGGAGGCAGAGAGGAAUGCAGAUAAAAGAAGUCAUUUGGCUCAAAAGAUGGACCUAUGGAAUAAAGCACUCACAGAAGUUGCUAAUUUACAAGGGUGGGACGUAUAUGGCAGGCAAGAGGCUGAGUUUAUUGAAGAAAUUGUUAACGACAUCUACAAUAAAUUACAUAUAUCCUCAAGAAGUGCUUUGCCAGUACUUAUUGGGAUGGACUCUUUCAUUGAAUUCCUCACUUUGUGGUUGAAAGAUGCAUCACCAGAUACGACAAACAUACUCACUAUUUUGGGUAUGGGCGGGAUGGGGAAAACAUCUUUAGCCAAAUAUGUCUAUGGGUUACAUUCUCAUAAUUUCUACACAAGCAGCUUUAUUGAAAACAUUAGAAGGAGAUCCGAUAGCAAAUUUAAUGGGUUGCUUGAUUUACAAAAACAACUCUGUGAGGACAUAUCAAAACCAAGUUUAUUACGAGUUCAUGAUGCUUCUGUAUACACCUCAAAUAUAGAGAAUGUGGUAGCUAGCAAAAAGGUGUUUCUAGUUCUUGAUGAUAUUGAUCGUCUCAACCAGUUGGAUGCAUUACUUGGAAGCAAAGGUUUUCAUCCAGAAAGCAAAAUCAUUAUAACAACAAAGGAUGCAUCGUUGAUAGAUAGUUGUUCGCUCUUCAAAACCAAAUUCAAACCCAAGCAUACAAAUUACUUGCUUCAAGGCUUAGACAAGACUGAAUCACAACAACUUUUGUUUUCUCAUGCAUUCAUGUCCAAAGAUCCCAAGGCAGGUUAUGAAGAGGUGUCAGAGAAGCUUGUGAAGUAUUGUGAAGGACAUCCCUUGGCUCUUGAAGUUUUGGGUAAGUCUCUACAUAACAAAAGUGUAGCUUAUUGGGAAGAGGUCAUCAAGGGGCUAGAGAAAGGAAUCCAAGUUUCCGGUAUAAAUAAUGUCUUGAGAGAGAGCUUUGACUCUUUGCCAUACGAAGAUGAUAAGGAAUUGUUUAAGCAUAUUGCUUGCUUUUUUGUUGGAAUGGACAGAGGCGUUGUUGAAACCAUAUUAAACACAUGCGGUAUAAACACAAGCAUUGCAUUUACAAAUCUCAUUGACAGAUGCCUUCUUAGUAUCGGACGGAAUAACAAAUUGAUGAUGCACCGGUUGCUUGAAGUGAUGGGAAGAUUUAUAGUACGUGAAGAAUCACCUAAUAAGCCAUGGAAGCGAACUCGAUUAUGGUAUCCUGAGGAGUCGUUCAAAGUAUUGAAAGAAGGAAAUGGUAUGAGAAAUAUUCUAGGGUUCACCUUUGACACGAGAAUGCUUGAGAAUGAGAAGGUACGUGAAGCAUUUGAAUUGAACACAGAUGCAUUGAGUAAGAUGGAUGAGUUGAUGCUGCUGCAACUUAAUUAUGUGAAAAUGAAUGGGUCUUACAAGAACUUUCCAGAAAAAUUAAGAUGGUUAUGUAUGCAUGGUUUUCUUUUGAAGUCUAUACCUUUAGACUUACCUAUGGAGAAUCUGGUUGCUCUGGACAUGUCAUAUAGCAAUGUUGAAUCAUUUGACGUUUAUUAUAGUAAUCAACUACCACCUCAGAGGAGACAAAAGCAGUUGACGCAAUCAUUCUCAAAAGACAAAAGGUUGCUUGGAUCAUUGAAGAUUUUAAACCUAAGUUUUUGUCAACAACUUCGUAGUCUGGGUGGCUUUGAUGAACUGCCUGUACUUGAGAGGUUAAUAGUUACGAAUUGCAUUAAUUUGCUUGAGGUUUCUGAAUCAAUUGAGCAAUGUAUUCAACUUUUCCUCAUUGAUCUGAGAUACUGCAACAAGCUCGAAAAACUUCCUAGCACCAUAAAGAAGGUUAAAACACUAUUGCUAGAUGGUUGUACUCUCGGUGAAUCUCUAGUUGAUAUUGACAUGGACACAAAAAUCUCUUUCUCCCCUAUUCCAAAGACUAUACCAGAUGAUAUGAAGUUCCUUGAGAUUUCUUUACCAAGCUCUUUAGUCAGGUUAUCAUUAGGAAAUAAUAAUUUGUCAACCGAAUCCUUUCCCAUGGACUUCAGAUGCCUAUCCAUGUUAAGGGAUUUAUAUUUAGAUGACAAUCUUAUCAUUUCCCUGCCCAAUUGUGUAAAAAGCCUUCCUAGACUUGAGAUACUUAGUAUGAGAAACUGUAAGAUGUUGACAUUAGUUGAGAAUCCUCCACAUACACUAACACAUUUGAACCUCAUUUCGGAUUAUAAGCCUUUGCUACAAAAAGUUGUAUUUGAUCCAGAUAUGUCCCCACUCAAUUUCAUAGUAAACUGGGAAUUGUCAGCACCUUCGUCGUUUGAAUUUGAAGGCAUGGUCAAAAUCCAACCAAUUGCAGGUGUUGAGGAAAAAGUAUUGCUUACUUUGGGCUGGACUGAGGUAGACUUUCUUAACUUGAAUAAAGGAACAGAGGAAUCUAAAAUCCAGAUGUAUUAUGAAUUUGGAAUAUUCAGCACAAUUUAUGGAGGUGAAGAGAUGCCAAAUUGGAUUACAAAUACAAGCAAUUUGCGAUCUAUAUCAUUUACCAUCCCAUCAUCUCCCAACAACCUCAAAGGGUUGAAUUUCUGUUAUGUGCAGAAGUUUCGAUUUCGAUAUGAAUGUUUUGAUUUGCCAAAGAUCAUAAUUUGUAAUAAAACAAAGAACCUCACCUGGAUAUACAAGCAUUGCACUGAUGUUGUUACAAUAGGUGGAUAUUGGGUAACAUUUUUAAGCCAUUGGAUGUUUGGGAUGAAUGAGAUGGAAGAUGGUGAUGAUGUUACGAUUACUGUAAGAGAGAACCUUGGACAAGUCAUGAAGUGUGGGAUUAGUUUUGUGUAUGAUGAUGGAAAGACGGAAGAAGAAGAAGAUGUGUUGGGUUAUUAUAAGUCAUGGAAUCAUAUUAUUGGUGGAGAUCUCAAUGGAUUUCAGUUAACAACAGGAGAAUACCUCCUGUAUAUCAAGCAAUUUAUGCGGAAUAUCAAUUCAAUAGAAUUUUCUCCACACUUUGUUAGAUGCGGCAUUGCAGAAGGUGCCAGCUUUAAAGAACGGAAAGUGUGGUUUAGAGCUUUAUCCCAAAGAAAGUCCAGCGUACUUGUCUCGCACAUGAGAUUUGGAGGGAUGAUUGAUCAAAGGCGUUCGUUCAUAUAAUAAGAGAGUUCGUUCAUAUGAUAAGAGAGCCUGAGAGGUUGUUUGGUAACACCUAAAUGAUUCAAGAGACAUUGAAUGAUUCAUGUUUGGUAAGGUUGCCUAAUGGAUGUGCUGGGUGAUUUUUUUAUUUUAUUAUAUCAUUUUAUCCUUCUAACCAAAACAACUUCAAAUGAAUAUGAUACAAUCUUAUAAAAAGCACAUUUUCUGUAAAAUUUGUAAAUUAUAAUUUAUUUUUCUUUCUGUUACAGCAAUAAACUUUUAGUUAUAACAUUGAACUAUCAAUUAUUAUUUUCU
Molecule: messenger RNA, 3720 nt
Organism: Lactuca sativa (garden lettuce)
Lineage: Eukaryota; Viridiplantae; Streptophyta; Magnoliopsida; Asterales; Asteraceae
Product: disease resistance protein RUN1
Biological process (GO): defense response
Molecular function (GO): ADP binding
Source: RefSeq, a predicted model, not a curated record